AUGUUGAACUUCUCCGGACAAACAAAACGAAGAGUAGUCAAUCUAGGAAAUAGAAAACAAGGAUUUGGAAAUAAGAACUUUUUAGAACAGUCAAGACUACAACGUCAGGAAAGAGAACUUGCUAAAGCCAAAGAAAAGGCAGCAUUAGUUAUUCAGAAUCACAUUAGACGAUACUUAGAUCUAAAACAAAACAGUGAAGAAAUCAUUACCAGUUGGAUCAAUUAUGGGAUUAAUCUGAAUGAAGCGUGGAAUAGUUGGUUAAUUCAGUUUGUUAUUUUGAGUAAAUGGUAUUUAUUAAAACAAAAAGAGGUCGUAAUAAGUCAAGUAUUGAAAGUGUUGAAUGGUCGUCUAAGUGAUCCUCCCUAUGGUAUUAGAGAUACUGAAGUAGACGGAUUGAUUCAGGCAUUAAAUAAAUUGUUUAAUAGUGCAACCAGUAUAACAGUCAAGGGUGAGAUAGUUACUGGAUUGGAAUUACUAAUCUCAAACCAUGGAGCUGUUCGCGUCGACAAUGUUGCAUCGAAUUUGGUGGAGUAUAUUAAACAACAUGAAUUGACACCAGAAGAGCUAGACUAUGUUGUUUCUCUAAUAUUCAGAAUUAAUGUUCUUGAUUCCACCAAUGCAUUUUUUGACGUUUUAACUUUGGACGUGUUUGACAAGCCAGUUACAGAAUACCUCAGAGUCUUGAGAUAUGAAGUGGUAACAAAUGAACAAACGUUUCUAAAAUUUAGCCAAGAAGAAUUGAUUACCAUACUUUCAAAUUUUCUCAUAUUACACGGAAAAGAAGAAUUCAUUGAGGAAGAUUUUGUAUUCAUUGGAUCAAUAUUGGAACAUGUUUAUUGUGUGCUUAAGUUGCAAGACGAAGAUGAUAUGGAUGAAGAUAUUGAUCUGAAUAUUACCAGCCCUGUGGUUAAUAUUACUGAAAAGAUAUCUGAUUCAUUGGAUAAGCUAUACUCACAAGGAUUUGUUCAAGGUACGGUGGAUUUGUUGAAAACUAAAGAUUCCACGCUGAGAGCACUUGCAUUAAAGAUUUUACCUGAGUUGAUUAAUCUUUACCCUCCACUUAAAGGAAAAAUUUGCAUGCUUUUGUCCAUUAUACCUAAUUGUUACACAUGGUUUUUCGAUACCAUGAAGCAACAUGAAUUAAUGACUAUGUUCUUGACAACAACAAAUGAUUAUAUCAAGACCGAAGAGUUAGAGAAAUUUGACAAGCAUUCAAUGGAUCUAUUCUGGCAGACAUUGUUUUUAUUUGAAGAGCUGUAUUCAUAUUGGUUAAUAGUGUCAAAUGAUUUAGAAAGUUUCAACGAUGACAAGUUACCACUUGAAGAUGUCAAACAGUUUUUAAAGUUUUUGAAGACCUUUGCAUUAACUUUGAUAUUUGCUUCAGAUCGUACCGUUUUCCCACAAUACGACAAUCUCAAAUCCAUUUCAAUUGUAUUACUUAAUCAGCUAUACACAAAAAAUCUUAGAAUGAAGUUUCUUCCAAGAGACUUUUGGUUCCCAAAACAGUUGGUUUUUAAUGUUGAUUUGUUGUUAUCGUUAAUUGCCGAAGAAGAAGAGAAACGAAUUAUGGCACAUGACGAAGACUAUAUGGAUAGUGACCCAGUUAGAAAGUCAAAACCAUCAACCCCUAAAGACGUGGUAACAAAGCUUGAAGUAUUGAAGAAGCUACCGUUCUUCAUUUCAUUCAGAGACCGUGUUAAGGUGUUCCAAGCAUUGAUUGAGUUGGACAAACAACGUUCUAUUGACACCAAUCCGUUUUCAUUCGAAGAAACAAAACUCCAUGCAAAAAUUAAUCGUGAUACCAUUUUGGAAGAUGCAUUUCAUGCGUUCCACAGGCAAGGCUCCAAUUUCAAGAAUAGAAUUCAAGUGGAGUUUUUCAAUGAAUAUGGUAGAGAGAUAGGUAUUGAUGGUGGUGGUAUAACGAAGGAAUUUUUGACAAGUGUUGUCAAAGAAGGUUUCAAUCCAGAUAAUGCAUAUGAAUUGUUUAAGGAAACAUUGACUGAUAAUCAAAUUUAUCCAAAUGACAAGAUAUACGAAAUCAUGCACGCGGGUAUGGAUCAAGAGUUUCAACAAGAGAAAUUAGAGUAUAUUAGAUUCUUGGGGAUGAUAAUUGGUAAGUGUUUGUACGAGCAUGUAUUGAUUGACGUUUCGUUUGCUCCAUUUUUUCUCAACAAAUGGUGUAAUGACAGUAUGAAAAACUCAAUCAAUGAUCUUAGUUAUUUGGACCACGAAUUGUUUGUAAAUCUAAUGAAGUUAACUAAAAUGUCAAGCGAGGAAUUGGAAAGUUUGGAUUUGACAUUUUCUGUGGAUAUCCUGCUCGAUGGUAAAGGGUAUACGUUUGAUUUGUUACCAAAUGGCAGGAAUGUGAAAGUGGACUCCACCAAUAUUCUCAAUUAUAUGCACCAGAUGGCAAACUUCAAAUUAAAUCAAUCAUUGAAAUUGCAAACAAAGUACUUUCUUGAAGGAUUGUAUUCUAUGAUUUCAAGCUCCUGGUUAAGCAUGUUUGAUUGUUUUGAGUUACAAAUGUUGAUUUCUGGUGGUAAGAGUGAUAUCAACAUUGAAGAUUGGAAGAAUAAUGUUGAAUAUGGAGGUUAUUCGGAUGACGAUCCUAGUAUUAAAAUGUUCUGGGAAAUUGUUGAAGAAAUGACUCCUGAAGAAAGAUUCAAGUUGAUUAAAUUUGUCACAUCAGUUAGAAGAGCACCUUUAUUGGGAUUUGGAGCGUUGUAUCCAAAAUUUGGUAUUAGAAAUUCGGGUCAAGGGUUGUUGAGAUUACCUACUGCUUCGACAUGUGUCAAUUUAUUAAAAUUACCAGAUUAUAAAGAUAAAAAGGUGAUGAAAGAGAAACUAUUAUAUGCUAUCAACACUGAUGCAGGGUUUGAUUUAUCUUAA
Messenger RNA from Candida tropicalis MYA-3404, 2889 nucleotides. RefSeq names its product ubiquitin-ubiquitin ligase. The record is from RefSeq and is a predicted model, not a curated record. The transcript has a single exon. Gene Ontology annotation, biological process: ubiquitin-dependent protein catabolic process; protein polyubiquitination. Gene Ontology annotation, molecular function: ubiquitin protein ligase activity. Bases 1 to 2889 code for a protein of 962 amino acids. Lineage: Eukaryota; Fungi; Ascomycota; Pichiomycetes; Serinales; Debaryomycetaceae.